AUGGCGUGCAACAGUUGGGACAAAUUGUGUAAGGCUCAGCGGGACUACCCAAAAGCCAAAUUUGCCGACUCUUUUGUCCAAAAGUCACUGAAGAAGAGUCCCAAGAACCCAUUCCUUUUAGCUUGGAAAGCUGAUCUUUCUCUUCAACUACACCAAGAUCCCAAGAAUGUGGUUCUUCAAUUACAACAGGCAUGGCAACAGCCGGGAGUGUACGACAUCCGACUGCUAGCAUACAUGUACAAAUUAUUAGCAGAGGCGACGCGACGACACACCACCACCGUUUGUAUCAGCGGGCUUGGUAAUGAAAACUCCAAGGUUUGGCUGAGCGCCGCGAAAUCAAUGGGCCGUAGAGAACGACAAGAGCUAUGGUCUGCGCUAGGUAGAGCUGCGUUUGGCGAGGAAUGUUGGGAGGACUUUCGUUUUGCUGUGGUGCAAUACACGAAAGAGCUCAAAGAUGGCGCUGUGUCUGCAUCGAUCAAGAAACAUGCGCACUACACCCAAGUGCUCGCCACGCAACUUUCGGCGGAGCAGCAACGUCAACUACCAGAUGGUGGCAUGAAGUGCCAGAUUCAAUUUGACCUAGCGCGAAGGCUAAUGAAGCAGGCUUAUGAAGCUUCUCCAGAUGAGCCGAUUGCCUGUAAGGAUAUACGGGAUCUACGCUUCAUGGGCGAGCUUUUCACGCGACAAAACAGAUGCGAUGAGCUCAUCACCCUGUGGGACAGCCCGCCUGGUGCCCUGAAAGACCUCAUGGCGACGCAUCAAGAUGACUUGCGGGGCCUGAGAACAAGACUCCCACGUGACAGCGAAAAUUGGGCUCUCGUUGAAAGCCAAUGUCUUGCUACUAUCGAAAGUGCAAUUUCUCAGUCGGCUGAGAACCCAGACUCUAAAGCCCUAUGGGAACUUUGUGCUUGGAAGAAUGAUGUAUGGGCGGGGCUGCUAGAAGCACUUCGGAAAAACCGGUCUGCGGACGAGGGUAAUGGCAUUGUAUCUGACAUCAUACAACGCGCCUUUGGAGCAGAGACACAACCCAAGGACCGUGUCUUGAAAUUGACGUACAUGUUGCUUCGCCAGUUCAUCGGCACCCCGAUGUUGGACGACUGCAAGGUGUACUGGGAAAACCACUCGACUCUCAUCUCAUGCUUUAAGGACUUGCGGCCGUUUGUGCAAGGACUGGAAAACAAAACUGAGUUUUACGACUUCUUCAUCGACGCCAAAGUAUCCGGACAGGACAACUUUACCGAUAACGAUUGGCAGAUACACAAACAAAACAUCCUGAAAUUGACGUACCUGCUAACAUCGCUAGCGCCGCAAGAACUUCAAAAUGGCGAAGCAGUCUUGGAGAAAGUCUUUACCCAGGCUUGCGAGUCAUCGGAUCGAUGUGACCCCAGCUCUCCGGCAGGUUAUGUUGGUAUCUACGCCCUUCUUCGAAUGCACCAUGACACCAUGCUUCACGAAGAACCCCAGAAGUCACUAGAGAAUACACCCAACUCCCAGCUCCUCCUGCAAGCUGCAAUGCUCGCACGCCACCUAGUCGCUUGUGACAAGGAGAAGCAAGACAGGCCACGCGCAUUACUUGCUGCCCGACUGCACCUUAACCUUGGUCUCGGAAAGAGUGCUUUCCAGAUGUACAGUUACACAAAGUGCAAGGAGAUGCUGGUCCAUACCCUUUCUCCAUUCGUCUUGUCCCGGAUCUCACUGACUCAUCCUUUUGGUGCUAAGGGCUACCAAGGUUUUUCAGCGGAGGAAGAGCUCGGCAGAGCCAUUGGUAACAUGGAGAGAAUGGAUUCCAAGACGGACGAUACGAUAUUUCCGGACCUGCACGUACUACCAUGGGACCAGGCUACCGCUUUGCUAUCCUUGAAGCAGAAAUUCAAGUCGAGCUCAACCAAGCAUAUAUGCAACGUGGAGCGUCGCCGCAUAGCGCGACUGAAGGGUGAAUCAAUCGACCACCUGCCUAUCCUAGACCAACAAAGCUUCCAAAAUAUUUUCGACAACGUCGAUGUAUCCGGCUUUCCCAACUACGAGAAUACCGAAACCGAUGGGCCAUUACCCUUCUUCAUGCCCAGCAUGAUCCCCAACGUGUCGUGGAUUCUCCAAAGCUACGACGUGUGGGAGGCUAGCAGCAGACUGCUAUACCGCGAGACGCAAACAUGGGAGAAUGCAGGAGGACUCAUCCAUGAAGCUGUCAAGAACACAAAUGAUACCACAGAAGCAGCCAACCUGACGCCAGCAGAGUCCGAAGUGGCACAAGUAUGGGAUCACAUCAAUACGGUUGUGAAGAUAAUGGCUGGUCAGGCAGACAAGAUGGAGUCGCUUCCUACAGGCGUCAAAGCACUUCCAGAAGAACUUCACGCCAUGCGCCUGGCAAUGGAGAAGCUGUACACGCCCAGCGCUACUGACGUGAAGCCCGAGGAUGAACCCCCAAUGUUCCACGAAAACAUGCUCAUGUCAUGCUACACGAAGCUCGAGGUGCUGCGCGCCCUUGUCAAGCUGGCGGAUAACCUGCGCGAAAAGGUAGUCAAUCCCAAGAGCACGCACGCCAUGAAAGCCAAGCUGCCGAAGAACUGGGUGGGCGAAGUUGAAAGCGCGACAAAAACGUGCUUCGAAGCGGUACGCGAAGCAGCGAAUAGCUACAUCAAGCUUAUCGAGAGCAAAGGCGAAGCUACAAUCAAGGCUCAGGCUCGAUGGGGCAAGACGGGCGAGAUACUGCGGGGCGUGCUGUCGGAUUCCGAUGUGGAAGCGUAUGCGUCGGAAUACAUUGAUAGUGCGUUGCAAGCGUGGAAGGGCGUACUGCAGGUUAAGCUCAAGUAG
This is a messenger RNA of Exserohilum turcica Et28A, 2811 nucleotides long. RefSeq lists its product as uncharacterized. The record is from RefSeq and is a predicted model, not a curated record. The transcript has 7 exons. NCBI's taxonomy places the organism in Eukaryota, Fungi, Ascomycota, Dothideomycetes, Pleosporales, Pleosporaceae. Bases 1 to 2811 code for a protein of 936 amino acids.